CAAUUCACAGUCGUCAGUACAUCGCGGUAGUUCUGCUGGUGCAUAUCCGCGUCUCCAAGGCAACGCAAUAAAAAAAAAAAAAUUUGAAAGAAAAAAAAACGACUGAUCAAAAAAAAAAAAACGACCUCCCCAUCUCCACCCAAUUAUGAUCCCGAAAAGACGAUAGACAUUCGGUCCACUGACAGUGCAGAAGCUUAUGUGUACUAUCGUGCAGUUAAUCGUGAGGAAGUAAUUUGUUUGGCCUGGAGUCCGUCACGUCGUGUCUGAUUGGCCGUCGAACAAUUCAAUCGAUCUUCCCGCCAGCUCAUGCAGCGUAUGGAUUCACUCGGCAGAAUUUGCCGUCGAUAAAAAAAAAAAAAAAAUAUUUCCAACUGAGUUCAACGCACGGAAAAACAAACCGAAAGGCUGAGGAAUAUCGAAACACUCUGUUACGCGUUAACAUUAUGUGUUAAUUGAAAAUAAAACAUCAAUCGAUAGAGAACUGACAGCCGCCACAACGUCGAUCAAAAUCUGUGGAAAUCCUGCAAUUCUUCAUUUUAUUUUUCAAUCAGACCAAAUAACAAUUGGAAGAAAAAAAAAACAAACCAAUAGUUCAGUUACUGUCAAUUUUUGUUUGAAAUAUCGUUCACGCUGUGACAGUGGAAUGAAAUGAAGAGGGAUUAAAUAAAGUGGAAAAUCAGAAUGAACUUUUUCAUGUUAAAAAGUGAUAAUUAAUCUGGCAUACGGAGGAAGGGGUGUUGAAAAAAAAAAAAUUGGAGACACUUUUUUGCAAGUUGGGGGUGAAAUAGAGUGAAGAAGUGGAGCAGGUGAAGGCGUGAGGAACCGCAGACCGGUGGGAUCCGACCUUUAACCAACUUUGGAAUACGAUGGAAUCCAGUGUCGGGUGUAUUCUAGUGCUGAUGGCUGUGGUUUUCAUGGCUGGAGACGUCGAGUCGCAGUUCAGGGAUAAAAAUAUAAGCAUAAAUCAAGAGGCAGACGCAGUUCAGACCCUGCUUGCUAGGUACCUAAGACGUCGUCUCCAAGCUACUCAGCUGUCAACACCUCCACCCCCCUCCGUUCUAUUCUCGUCAAAUCACCAUCGUGCUAAUGUUCGUCAAGCAACAAGACGACAGAACGAUUUACCCUCGACCUUAGAAGAGACUGAGGUGAGGGAUAAGAAGGAGUAUCAAAGGGAGGAAUUUGAUGAUGAUAGUGAUGAUCUCCAAGGGAUCGAGGACAGCGACAGGGGAAGAACGAGGAUUGAUUUGCUAGCUGAUGACUGUCCUAAUUGCGUGGAUGAGCAUGCAGGUGGUCUUGCUACACCCUCCAGAUGGACAAUGCCCCUUUUAAAACUCGGUGAAAAGAGAUAUUACUUGGGAAUUUUUUUCAAGGCAAAUUGGUACCGAGCCUCGCAGUAUUGUCGUUACCACGGUAUGCACUUGGCCAGUAUUGCAUCACAGGAGGAAAACGACAGAUUGGAGAAGCACAUCAAGGACUUUGGAUUGGGUCAUGAGCACUUCUGGACAUCUGGCACCGAUCAGGCUGAGGAGGGCACGUUUUUCUGGAUGGCAAAUGGCAGACCCAUUACCUUUGAGAAUUGGAAUGUUGGGGAGCCCAAUAAUUUUCGGUACGAAAACGGAGAAGAAGAACACUGCCUUGAACUUUGGAAUCGUGAUGGAAAGGGGCUCAAAUGGAACGACAGUCCCUGCAGUUUCGAAACCUACUUCGUCUGUGAAGUUCAGUGAUUUCGAUAUCCAAACAUCCGAGAAUAUUUAAUGAGGACGUUGAUAUUUGGGCGCCAAUAUAACUAGAGAAAUCAUCUUAACGCCAAAGGAUGGAUGAGUGCGAAACAAAACAAAUGUCAAUAGAUAUCGAUUAAUUUUCAAGCGCCAGCAAUGACCUCAAGGGCUAUCCAUAGAAAAAAAAGAGUUAAAAAAUGAUGACAUUGAUUGAAAAUUUCCAUAGACCAUCCAUCAACCAUCAGAUUACGCAUGGACACCUCAGAUUUAGCUUCCAGUGCACAAUAACUUUGACCACACGAAGACAAAAUCUGAUGUUCAAAUUCCACGCAUAUCUACCUGACAUUAUAGAUACUUAUGUAAAUUCAAGAUGAAUGCCAUCAUUCAUAUUUUUCCAACAAAAUACCUUAACAACUCGGGGAAAAUUAAUACCAGUGUACCUCAAGGUACCGCGUAUUCUGUAAAGUUAUUUAUGUACCUUAGAUCGUGUACUAUUAAUACUUUUUCCUUCUGAUUAUUUUUACGUGGUACAUCUCUACGAUGUCCUUCCAUGCUAACGUUAUUUUUCUAGUUAAAUAAUAAAUAGAAUAAGAAUACCGAUAAUAUAUGUAUGAGUGUUCAAGAAGGAGAUCGUAUUGUGUAUUCUAUUUGUUGAAAAUAAAAAUCACUCAGACAGGACUAA
Molecule: messenger RNA, 2400 nt
Organism: Fopius arisanus
Lineage: Eukaryota; Metazoa; Arthropoda; Insecta; Hymenoptera; Braconidae
Exons: 6
Coding region: 867-1724 (285 amino acids)
Biological process (GO): biological process involved in interspecies interaction between organisms
Cellular component (GO): external side of plasma membrane
Molecular function (GO): carbohydrate binding
Source: RefSeq, a predicted model, not a curated record